Messenger RNA from Didymodactylos carnosus, 1290 nucleotides. NCBI's taxonomy places the organism in Eukaryota, Metazoa, Rotifera, Eurotatoria, Philodinida, Philodinidae. The record is from the annotation of a GenBank genome assembly.
AUGGCACAAUUAAAUAAAUUUUUAGAAAGUGAAAAAUAUAUUGAUAUUUAUAAUAAAUGUCAAAAUAUAUUUUUUACAAAAAAUAAUAAUAUUGGUCAACAGGUAUUCCAAAAACCAGGUGAACAGACACCAACCCAACUCCGUCGACAACGAUCGGCUGAAAAACUUAUGAUGAUCAUUUUCUGGGACGAAGAUGGCGUUCUGCCACCUGGAACUACGAUCAAUGGUCCGUAUUAUGCAUCAAUCAUCGAGCGGCUGCGUUUUGCUAUCCUGGAGAAACGUCGCGGCAAAGUUCGUCAUGGUAUGCUGCUUCUUCAUGACAACGCCUCCGUUCACAAGUCCAACAUUGGGCAGGCUGCUAUUCGACAGGUCGGCUUCGUCGAAUUGAAUCACCCGGCUUAUUCUCCAAAUAUUGCACCGUGUGAUUACCACCUGUUCUCAAAUUUGAAAAAGUUCCUUCGUGGCAAGAAUUUUAGCUCCGACAAUGAAGCAAUAGGAGCUAAUGUUAAAAAAAUAAUUGAAGAUAGUAUAAGACGUUAUAUAGAAAGAAUAAAAGCUCUUAUAAAUAAUCAUAAUUUUUCCAAAGCAGAUAGAAAAAGUCAAUCAAUAAGAUUAGUACGUAGAUGUUUAAGUAGCUAUUGUACAAAAGAAAUUGCUGAUCAAAUCGAAAAAUUAGAUGAAUAUCAAAAGGAAGUUGUUUCAAGAAAUAUUGUUGAUAGAUAUUCUGAAAUGGAUAUAAGUGGAUAUAAUUCAUAUCCACCAAAAGAUAUUUUUGAAAGAUUUACACAGGUUGAUCAAACGAAUCCAAUAUAUAAUGAGAUAUUAGAUAAAAUAAGAACAAUUGUACUUAAUAAAUUUCGAGAUGAAUUAGAAAAAGCAAAAUCAAAAUUAUUACCAUUUUCAGAAAAUAAACAUAUUCGAAGAUUUGAAUCUUCAGUUAUAUAUGCAUCUGAUACGAUAACAAGUGAACUUGAAGUUCAGUUACAAUAUUGUAAAUCCUCGUGGAAAAAAAUAGUUGCACACAAUUUUAAAAUUAGAACAAUAUGUUCUGAUUGUGAAAAACUAUCACAUAAAAUUGUAAACGAUGGUAAAUUAACAAGUGAAGAUUAUAAUAAAUUUAAUUUAUACUAUUGUAAUUUAAUAUCGAGUCGACAAGAAAUAACAGUUAUUAAUCCAGAUAUUCAAUUUAGUAUUGAUCAAAUUAAAAAAUAUAUAUAUUUGAGAAAAUUGAAACAUGGGAAAGUUCUAUUCAAUAUAAUUCAACUCUUGAAAAUGUUGUUAUAUAUAUAA